Molecule: messenger RNA, 2715 nt
Organism: Anopheles cruzii
Lineage: Eukaryota; Metazoa; Arthropoda; Insecta; Diptera; Culicidae
Gene: fmt
Product: serine/threonine-protein phosphatase 6 regulatory subunit 3
Exons: 14
Coding region: 1-2715 (904 amino acids)
Cellular component (GO): cytosol; nucleus
Molecular function (GO): protein phosphatase regulator activity; protein phosphatase binding
Source: RefSeq, a predicted model, not a curated record
AUGUUUUGGGACAUGCAAAGUACACAGUCGAACAUCGACACACUGCUUAGCAAAGAGGGUCUAACCCUUGGGGAUGUGCUGGAGUACGAAAACGUUCUGCAAGAAUGUAAGAGUCAAAAUCCGAAGCUGUUACAAUACUUAAAUCGCACCGAAGUGUUCGAUGCACUGAUCGAUCUCAUCAUUCAGGAACCGGCCGCCAACGUUGACGAUAAUAUACGCUUCAUGCAUUCCAACACGGCAUGCGAAAUACUUACCAGUGAUGUACCGUCCUUCAAGACGCACCUCGUCGAGAAUCAGAACUUCCUCAACAAGCUGUACAGCUUUCUCACCAAGGAACCGCCGCUCAAUCCCCUUCUGACGUCGUUCUUCUGCAAAACGUUCGGCAUGCUGAUCACGAAGCAGAACGAGCAGGACUACUUUUCCUACAAAUCCGUGUGCCUACAAGUAUUAGAGUUUAUCAAGUCGAAGAAAGGUUUCCUGCCGACGGUACUGAAGCACUUCGGCAACCAGGUCAUCAGCGAUCUGCUCCUCUCGCACAUCACCGACAUCGACGAUACGGAACUCAAGUCGGAACUGCUUCAGUGGCUCAACGAGCAACAACUGGUGGCUGAAAUCAUAGGCUUACUUAAGCAGCGCGGUCAGGUGCAGAAACACUACAACGUGGCCCAGUUUCUGAUAGAGCUCAUCAAGAUCACGCGAUGUAAGCGCCAGAACGAGCGCCAGGACAGAGUUACGGUGGAUCCUAUUUUGAAUACGCUGGAAAACGAUAUUACAACGAAGCUUCUGCUGGAUGUUAUCCUCGAGGAAAACGGCGAAGAAAGUGCAAUUGUGGCAGGAAUACAGAUUAUUUUGCGAUUGCUAGAGAAUACAAUAAUCCAAGAGCCCGUAUCCGACACCGCCCUGCAGAUGGUGAUUGACGCUGAAAAAGAGCAUCACGAUUUGGUCGUGAGUCGAUUGAUCGGCGUUAUCCAGUCACGAGUCGGGGACUUUGUUGGUAUUUUAAACAAUCCACCUCCGAAAGCGGACAUUAUUUCCACCGUCGGCACACUGUCGCCACCGUUGGGAAAUGUGAGACUUCAGAUUUGUAAUUUAUUUACAGUAUUAAUAGAGACGAAAGAUAAAGAGAUUAUCAGGACAAUAUGCGAAACAGAAUACUACAACACGUUGCUCAAACUAUUCAAGCAAUACUGCUGGAACAACUUCCUCCACAGUCGGGUCAGCGUUUGCGUGAACUAUGCGAUCGGAUCGUUCGAUCAAGGUGAAGACGGCACCGGCACCGGUGACGAUGAAAACGGUGCGUCCGAAACCCAAGCGCCGCUGCUUACCUCAACUUUACAGCGAUAUAUUGUCCUGGAUUGCAAGAUCGGUCCGAAACUGAUUGACCUGUAUCUACACGACAACAAGGAAAUGCGUCGGCUCGGCUACAUGGGUCAUCUAAUCGAAAUGCUUGACGCACUGGCCACCAGCAUGAAACUAUCGGAGGAAAUCUGUGCCUUAGUACAAUCCACACUGAAUGAAACCGAGCGUGAACUGUGGUCCACGAUAGCGGGAGGCGACGACAACGAACUGGAGAAAACGUUGGCUGUGCAAAAGAGAUUCCUGGCAAAUUCCGAUCCAUAUCAUCACUGCCCGGAGGGACGAAGCGAGGUCCGAAUGGGAGGUGAUUUCUAUGGCGUUAAUUUCGAACCACCGGAUCAGAGCGAGGUGGAGGAGAUGCUGCAAUCGAUCAGCAGUGCGUUCAGCGAGCUUAAGCUAGGCAUAGAAAACCCGAACGGAGAUGAUCCGUGGGAUAUGUUCGAUCCCAACGACGACAAAGACGAAGCGUUCACCCUGGGCAGAACGUCGGAGCUGCCGGACCUCGGGCUGGAGGACGUCGGUGCGGACAAUGAUGACGCCCCAUUCGGUAGCCACCGGAGCGGUGAACCGUUUGGUGAUCAACUGCACGCCAACAACAACGACGAGGACGAACACAGUGGGGAUCCUUUUGCACCUCUGGCAGAGUCGGCCGAUGCAGCACAAAAGUUAGCUUCCAAUGAGUUGCUCGCGGACGAUAGUUUACUCGGACAAACCGUUGGGUUGGAUUUCAGGUCUACGCUUGUAUCGGCCGGUCUCGAGGAAAGCGAUACCGACACGAGCGAAGCGCAACUGUCCGGUCCGAUGGACCACAACAUCCUGCAGUUCUUGCAAGCGGUCAACGAAGCGGCACCAAACGUGACCGCCACUGCAACCACCACCGCCACCGCUGGCGGGUUAGAGGACAAUUUUGCGGAUUUCGACACAGUCCUGGGGACGACGAGUGAAGGCAGUUCGCUUGUGUUUGGUGAUCCUUCGCUCAACGUUUCACCGUUUGACCCGAUCUUCGAUCUGAGCACAGUGGACAGUGGCAGUGCUGUGAACGGGCCCGCAGAGUUUGACUUUGACAGUGCGGACAUUUUCGAUGCCUUGGCGCAGCAUUGCUCCGACAGUGGCGCGGCUGCGGAAAAAGAUGAACCACAAGCAAAGAACGAGGCAGCUUCGGUGGUGAAGAAUGACGAACCAGCCCGAGAGGUGGCCAAAGAAAUUGGUUCCGCGAGCGUCGAUGAAACCAACGAAGAGAACUCUCAAAGGGAAAACAGGGAAAUCUCGGCUUCAUCCGAAGAGCCGAAAGUAGAGAAUACUGCCGCCGAAGCUACCACUGUCACCUGCCAAGCAGCAGCAGCAGCAGCCGGCGAGUGA